AUGUUUGUUGAUAAAGAGACGGGAAAAGAGAAGGAGAAAAUUAAAGGUUAUGCUCAUCGGAGCAGCCAAGAGAAGGAUGAGGUUAAGUACGAAUGUGAUUUUGAGAUUCCAAAAGGCUUUGGGGGGAUUGGAGGUGUAUUGGUGGAGAAUGAACACCACAAUGAGAUGUACCUCAAGAACAUUGUCUUUGAUGGAUUAGCCCAUGGCGUCCUUAUGGUCACCUGUAAUUCAUGGGUUGCUCCCAAGUCUGAUAACUCCGAGAAGAGAAUUUUCUUCACCAACAAGUCAUACCUGCCAUGUCAAACUCCAGGUGGGUUGACGGGGCUGAGGAAGAAAGAACUAGAAAAUCUAAGAGGAAAUGGACAAGGCGAACGCAAGACAAAUGACCGGAUUUAUGAUUACGAUGUUUACAAUGACCUUGGAAAUCCCGACUCUAAACCUGAACUAAAGCGCCCUGUCCUUGGUGGGAAACAACAUCCUUACCCUAGACGUUGUAGAACUGGCCGACCACAUUGCAAGACUGAUCCAUUGUCAGAGUCAAGGACUGCGAUUGUUUACGUGCCCAGAGACGAGGCCUUCUCAGAGGUGAAGUUGCUUACGUUCACAGCCACGACCGCUGACCAGGUUGCGCACGCAUUGUUUCAGUCGUUGGAUACAAUAUUUGUAGACCCCGAUCUCGGCUUUGCAACCUUCACAGACAUAGAAUCCUUGUUCAAUGAAGGGAUUCACGUUCCUCCCCUGUCCAAAAAUGGGUUUUUGAAGGAUCUUUUCCCUAGGAUACUCAAGUCUAUUGCCGAUACUCAAGAAGAGGUGAUACGAUUUGAAACCCCAAAGAUGUUUGAAAGAGAUAGAUUUUCUUGGUUUAGAGACGAGGAGUUUGCCCGACAGACUCUUGCUGGUGUGAAUCCGUACAGCAUACAGUUGGUCAAGGAAUGGCCAUUGAUGAGUAAAUUAAAUCCGGAGAUAGAUGGUGCACCCGAAUCAUCAAUCACCACAGAGGUGGUUGAGCAACAGAUAAAGGGCUUCAUGACCCUUGAAGAGGCCUUGCAAAAAAAGAAGCUAUUUAUGCUGGAUUACCAUGACCUACUUCUUCCCUACGUGAAGAGGGUAAGGGAUAUUAAAGGAACGACACUUUACGGAUCAAGAACAUUGUUCUUCCUAACCCCAGAUGGGACCUUGAUGCCAUUAGCCAUUGAACUUACUCGGCCUCCACUGGACGGUAAGCCUCUGUGGAGGCAAGUUUUCACUCCUUCCUCUUGUGAUGCUACGGCCUGCUGGCUUUGGAGGCUAGCCAAGACUCAUGUCCUUGCUCACGACUCUGGCCAUCACGAGCUUAUUAGUCACUGCGCUAUGCACCCUGUAUACAGACUAUUGCACCCUCAUUUCCGAUACACAAUGGAGAUCAAUGCUUUGGCUCGAGAAGCUCUCAUCAAUGCUGAUGGGAUCAUCGAGUCAUCUUUCUCACCUGCCAAGUAUUCCAUGGAACUUAGCUCUGUUGCUUAUGAACAGCAAUGGCAAUUCGAUUUGCAGGCACUACCGGCAGAUUUGAUUAGCAGAAUAUGUCAAACACUAUUACCCGAUGAAGGCCUUGUAAAAUCUGAUGAAGAGCUUCAAGCAUGGUGGACAGAAAUUCGAACAGUAGGUCAUGCAGACAAGAAAGAUGCUCCAUGGUGGCCAGUGCUAAAUACUUCAGAUGAUCUAAUUGGCAUACUUACAACCAUUAUAUGGGUUGCAUCUUGUCACCAUGCCGCCGUCAACUUUGGUCAGUAUGCUUUUGGAGGCUAUUUUCCUAAUAGACCAACCAUUGCUAGAAGGAAAAUCCCCACUGAAGACCAGACAGACGAAGAAUGGAAUCAUUUCUUGAACAAGCCAGAAGAGGAAGUCUUGUUAUGCUUUCCUUCACAAAUCCAAGCUACAAAAGUUAUGGCCAUUCUCUACCUAUUGUCCAAUCAUUCCAUAGAUGAGGAGUAUCUUGGGCAGGAGAUGGAAUCAUCGUGGGCAGAAAAUCCAAAGAUAAGGGAAUGUUUUGAACUAUUUAAUGGGAAGCUGAGGGAAAUUGUAGGGAUAAUAGAUACUAGGAAUAAAAACAAAAAUUUGAAGAAUAGGAGUGGAGCAGGGGUGGUGCCAUAUGAACUCCUGAAACCAUUUUCACAACCUGGAGUGACUGCAAAGGGAGUCCCUAAUAGCAUCUCCAUCUAA
Thlaspi arvense is the source of this 2199-nucleotide messenger RNA. NCBI's taxonomy places the organism in Eukaryota, Viridiplantae, Streptophyta, Magnoliopsida, Brassicales, Brassicaceae. The record is from the annotation of a GenBank genome assembly.